Molecule: messenger RNA, 1404 nt
Organism: Penicillium hordei
Lineage: Eukaryota; Fungi; Ascomycota; Eurotiomycetes; Eurotiales; Aspergillaceae
Product: Hsp70 family protein
Exons: 7
Coding region: 1-1404 (467 amino acids)
Molecular function (GO): ATP binding; ATP-dependent protein folding chaperone
Source: RefSeq, a predicted model, not a curated record
AUGGUUUUGGUGGAGAGGGGAUUACCGAAUCAUGUCACAAACACAAAGAUUGACACUGCUAGCUUAAAAGGCAAGGAAGACUUGACUUCCCUGCUUUGGGGACCAGAACUUACACCAGAGACAAUAGGUGCCUCACGGCGUAUUGAACACCGAGAACCGUUACCAAAGAUCUCAAAUCUCGAUGCGACGACUAACCAUGACAGAACUCGUAUCAAGGGCUUGCAUGAGGGCUUGAUUAUUGGUAUCGAUUUUGGAACGACAUAUUCAGGUGUUUCAUGGGCGACACUGGCCGACUUCCAGCACGCGAGUAUCAAUGUCAUCACCAAAUGGCCUGGGAGCGACAGUGACCGGGCCAAAGUGCCCACUCGGCUGUUUUACGAGAACUCAGAAAUCCUAUGGGGAUUUCAGGUCACGAACGAUGUGGUACCAUUACAAUACUUCAAACUCCUUUUACUACGGGAGGGCGACAUAGAAGACAAAGUUGGAGAGUCAAUGGAGCUUAGUCAUACCAAGAGGACACUGCGCGAUAAUGGGAUCACGACCGAGGAUUGCAUUGCAGAUUACCUCCGCGCGAUUUGGAAACAUACCCUUGAGACCAUUCGCCAGGCACGGGCUAAGCGCGGCAUUGAGGCUCUAACAUUUCAUGUGGUCCUCACUGUGCCCGCCACGUGGAAAGAUUAUGCCCGAAAUGCUAUGAAAAGGGCUGCCAGCAAGGCGGGCAUCCUCGACUACCGCACGGCCGGUCAGACUUCGCUGGCCUUUGUCUCCGAGCCCGAGGCGGCCGGACUGGCAGCACUAGUUGAUCGCGGAGACUAUGUCGAAUCUGGGGACGUGUUUGUGGUUUGCGAUGCCGGAGGUGGAACCGUAGACGUUAUCACCUACAUAGUUGCAGACAAUCAGCCACUCCAAUUAGAAGAGGUAGUCGAGAGUGACGGCAGUUUGUGUGGCGGCAUCUCUAUCGAUGAAGCCUUCAUAUCACAAUGCAAGAAUCGCGUUGGCCGCAACUGGUCCCACUUCAGGCGGGCGGAUAUCAUGACUAUGCUAACAAAGGAAUGGGAGUACGGUAUCAAGCCACGGUAUACUGAAAGGAACGGCCCCGAUAACUAUCUAAGAGUUAUGUUACCUGACCUUAAGAUGGAUGUAUCCCGCAAGGCCCAUAUCAAGCCGGGGUAUAUCUACUUUACUGGGUCAGACAUUCGGAAGGCAUUUCACACCAAGGCCGUUCCAGGCCUCCUGAAGUUAGUCGACACCCAACUUAGCCAGGCUCACAACAAAGGACUCAAUGUGACGGGGAUCCUUCUUGCCGGAGGCCUUGGGUCCAGCCCCCAUACAUAUGAGUGCCUCGAGGCCAAAUAUUCCAAUCGCGGAAUCGAUAUUCAUCAGUCGGUUGCCGAUGGAGCGUAA